Molecule: messenger RNA, 6777 nt
Organism: Homo sapiens (human)
Lineage: Eukaryota; Metazoa; Chordata; Mammalia; Primates; Hominidae
Gene: SMIM18
Product: small integral membrane protein 18
Exons: 2
Coding region: 6023-6310 (95 amino acids)
Cellular component (GO): membrane
Source: RefSeq, a predicted model, not a curated record
ACUAGACUGCAUUACAAACAGACGAUACCAUCGCUUCAGCAGCAUCCUCUCAGACAAGAGGUAGGUUUAUAUGAUCUUUUUUAUUUAGUGGUACAUGUCCUUAUGAUGCAAUAGGAAAAUAUUUUACCCUGAAAAAUCAACCAGAAAGCUUUGCUCCUACUAAAUAUCAAGAAAAAGCAAUGUAUUCGUUUCACCGCUUGGUAGGAUUUUAUUAUGAAAAUAUGAAGACUGCCUUGUGCUAUUUGAUAAGCACCCUUACCAUCUGUGCCUUAAUGGAAAAUUCAUUACAUUUUACAUGAACCUGAUCUAUAUCCAGACCUCAGAGUAAACCAUAGCUUUUUAUUUUAACUGGUUACUUGCUAAUUUCAUUUUCUCUGAGCGAUUUCAUUUCUGCAGUUUGGUCUGUCUUAACAAAGGAUUUUUCUUAAAGAAAAACCCAGAUCAAAAGCGAAUUCCAGACUAAAGCUUUCUGAUUCUAUGUGCAAAUGAUAUUGGCUGCUAAAAAAUAGUUACUUAUAAGAAAGUUUGUUAUAUUUUUUAGAAUAUGAGAAAAUAGUUCAAAAUUAUUUUUAUUUUGCUUUGAAUGUAGAUGCAGAGAAUGCCAAGAAAUUAUCACAAUUUUAAUUUUUAUAUAAAAGAUCAUAAAAGGUAUCACUAUAUGGGCUGCAUUAUACUACACUGAACAGAUAAUUUAUACAGCUUCAGACUUCCUUAACAUUUAAUUAAAGUAUUUCUUCACUGUGAAAUUUCUCUCUCGUAAUAUAAAGUCAUGCUAUUAAACAAAAACCUUCUUAAAUAGCCUUUCAUUUUUGAUAUCAAUUUAUCACACCAUUUAAAUAUAAUGUUGAAGUCAUUCUUAAACUGAUCCUCAAAAUAAAUACAAAGUAAGUCCUUUUGAUAAACUGCAUUUUAAAAUAAAAAUAUGUCCUAAGAAGAACUGGUUAAGAAAGGAGAGUAAGUACCUUUCUAGGUAACAAGAUUAUCUUCGUGGCUCAGAGCAAUCAUUCAUGUCUAUUAAAAAUUAAUAUUAACUGCUGACCAAAUUUCUAAUUUUAUACUAUUCAAGCAUGAAAAUUUAGUUAUUUACUAGAUGUUAGAACUCCAUCUAUAUACUAUAUCGGACCUAAAGAGCCAGCUUCUGUCCUUUUACCUUGCUGGUAAGUUUAUUUAAUCUUUAAAGGGUUUUUGUUUUUUUUUUCUUCAUAAUUUCUAUUCCUUUUCUUAGUCGGCAUUCAGCUAGCCUGAGCAAAGUAUCCCCUGCAAAACCCAAAGGUUGCUGUAAUAAGAUACUAGAUCUGUCCAGGUUCAGCACAGUGGGGUUAAUUAUCUAGAAACCAUUUGUGCUUGCUACAGAAAGUACAGAAGCACCAAACAAAAGUCUCAGAUAAAAUAAAAAUAACUUUGUCAAAUAAAACAGUUAACUUACAAAUCAAAUUUCAGGUAAACUGUCAACAGAAACCCCUACCACCCACAUUGUUUUAACACUCUAUCAUCAGCCUGCAUUUUGCUUGGAAUAUGUCUAUUGUUAGCACAGAUGGAGGCUCAUUGCUGUUUCACCAAACUGACUGGAGACAUGGCCUAAGUUCCAGAGCUUAAAUUAAGUGAGUUGCUCUAUAUUUACAGGCUAUUAGGAUUAACUGAUCACAUUUCAAAGUGAUAUGCUUAAAAGCACCUGAGAAUUCAAUUCAAAGGCUUUUACCAUAAAUACAGCAAAAGCAUAACUUUAUUCUCAUCUGGCAACCCAAAGGUUCCAGAACAGUUCCAAGUCCCAUCCCCAUUAACACUGCACUGGGGCCUUUGGGAGUAAACAUAUCAAAUGGGAGUAAACAUAUCAAAAUGGGAGUAAACAUAUCAAAUGGGAGUAAACAUACCAAAAUUAACAUAAAACAAAACUAAAACACAUAUGCUAAAAAAAAAUUAUGUGAUUUACUUUAAAGCUCCCCAUUCCUGUAAUCAAAUUUUAAGGCAUGGGUAGGGAAGUCCAGAAAAAGAUUGUUUUACCUUUUUUUAUAUACACCAUUUUCUCUUGCUUUUCAUAAAGAAUGUUUACAGCAUUUGCUUAAUAUAAACUUACAUUUUAAUUUCAAAACUAAGUCGCAGGAUAGGAGAAAAUCCUAAUGAUGUAUUUCUAUUUUUUGGCGGGGGGACGGAGUCUCACUCUAUCGCCCAGGCUAGAGUGCAGUGGCGCAAUCUUGGCUCACUGCAACCUCUGCCGCCCAGGUUCAUGAGAUUCUCCUGCCUUGGCUUCCUGAGAAACUGGGAUUACACACACCCGCCACCACAACUGGCUAAUUUUUGUGUUUUUAGCAGAGACGGAGUUUCGCCAUGUUGGUCAGGCCAGUCUUGAACUUAUGACCUCAGGUGAUCUGCCUGCCUCAGCCUCCCAGAGUGCUAGGAUUACAGGCCUAAUGGUAUAUUUCUUUCUGCAUGCUUAAUUAUGCCUAAUCCAUGAAAGUAAGAUUUAGCCUUUACCCUAAAUUAAACAUCAAAAGUUACUAGAGCUCUACCACACUUUGAAAGAACAUGCCACACUAAAUUUAAGGUGGAAAAUGACUCCAUAUUAGAGAGUUUACUUUUUUCAGAUAUGCCCAGAAGCUAACAAACAAUGAAUGUUUUGAGCCGCUCGGUUAUCAAUACACUCACAAGACAAAUCAUCAUCAUUUACAACAUAAACCUGACCUAUACACUUUCUUAAACUGCUUAGACACUUCCAGCAAAGCAUGUAAGUGCCUUUGGAGGUGGCCUAUGGUGUUACCUAUAGUUAUUAUUAAAAGCGUAAUUUGUUUUGGUUUGGUUUUUUUGAGACAGGGUCUCACUCUAUCACCCAGGCGGGAGUGCAAUGGAGAAAUCACAGCUCACUGCAACCUCAACCUCCUAGGCUCAAGCUAUCCCCCCACCUGAGCCUCCCAAGUAGCCGAGACUACAGGCGCAGGCUAUCAUGCCCAGCUAAUUUUUAUUUUUGUAGAGACAGGGCCUCCCCACAUUGCCCAGGCUGGUCUCAAACUCCUGGGCUUGGCCAGGCGCGGUGGCUCAUGCCCGUAAUCCCAGCACUUUUGGGAAGCCAAGGUGGGUGGAUUACCUGACGUCAGGGGUUCAAGACCACCCUGGCCAACAUGGUGAAACCCCAUCUCUACUAAAAAGACAAAAAUUAGCUGGGUGUGACUGUACAUACCUGUAAUCCCAACUAUUCGGGAGGCUGAGGCAGGAGAAUCACUUGAACCAGGAUGCAGAGGUUGCAGUGAGUCAAGAUUGUGCCACUGCCAUCCAGCCUGGGUGACAGAACGAGACUCUGUCUCAAACCAAAAACAAACUCCUGUGCUCAAGUGAUCCUCCUGCCUCAGCCUCCCAAAGUGUGGGGGUGAAGGCAUAGGCCACAGCACCCAGCCAAGCAUAAUUAUUAAAAGCAUUUUUAUGUGUGAAUAAAGUAUACAGUCUAACAAAAAUGACAGUGUUUCCUAAUCCCAAUUUGAAUUUUUUGGAAUCCAGAAUACUCAAUAAAUGUAUUAAAUAGAUACAUAAACAACAGGCUCUUUUAAGUGAAAGUAAGUUUAUUAAGAAAGCAAAGGAAUACUCAGCAGCACUUUAGAAGUUUUAUUAGGCUAACGUUUUGUAUUACAGUGCAUUAAAUAAGUCAAUAUUGACAGCUGAUUUAACUAGAUGUGUUACAUUUUGAAAGCACAAAGGGAUUUUAUCUUUUUGAAUUAAAGGAGAAAAGCCAAAAAAAAAAAAAAGGAAAGGAAUAAAAGAAUGGUUACUCCAUACUACUCCAUAAGCAGGAAUAAAAGAAUGGUUACUCCAUACUAAUCCAUAUUGUUGGCUAACAAUAGACUUUUAAGAGAGCCAAGAAUAAGGAAUAGUGCUUUUUAUUUCUCUUUUUAAAAUAGAUGAUUUACUUUGGUUUCAAAUAAAUAAUAUAUUUAAAUUGUUGAAAAAACAAAAGAACACAAGGUACAGGUUAAGAAGCCUCAAACAUAUCCCUGUGCCUCACUCUCCUCCCGAUGGAUCCCCAUCCACACCAUCAUUGUGAUUAAUUUCUUGUAGGUCUUUCUAAGAUUUCUCUGCAGAUACAAGCAAAUAAGAGUAUAUGUUUUCCCUCUUCCUAUAUACACUAUCCUACACCUUGUUCUUUUCACUUAAGAACAUAUCCUAAAUAUCUUUCCUAAAACUCAGUUACCUAUGAUUCAAUUGUGUGAAUAAACUAUAUUAAUUUAACCAGAAGAAUAGCUCAUUAAUGGAUACAAGUUAAACCUCAAAUAACUGAAUUUAGUUAUGUAUCUGUCUGCCUUCCUGACUGCCUCUUUCUAUUUAUUUUUGAGGUAAGGGGACCUGAAAAUAUUUUAAGCAGUUCACUUAUACCUCAAAAGUAGAUGAGAUAUCUCUUUUUUGGAAAUGGGAGUUUCACUCUUGUUGCCCACGCUGGAGUGCAAUGUGCAUUUUCCUUCAAAAUGCAGGAAAAAAGGAGGCAAGUCCAUCCAGAGAGGUGAAGUGACUUACCAAGCAAACCUAAGAAAACAAAAACCUUAGAAAACAUAAUUUUAUCAACCCCAAAGAUUUUAUUAAGAAAACAAAAAAAUUUAAGGAAUUAUAUUGUUAUGGCUUUGAGUUUGGGGUGUGAAAACAAUAUUGUGGUUAUGUUUAAAAAUAGAGUCCUCACCAUUGGGAGAUAUAUAUUGAAAUAUUUCUAGGUGAACGAUGCCUUGAAUUUGCUUUAAAACAACCAAUGGGGUGGAAGCAAACAGGUACAGGUAGAGAUGGGCCAAGAGUUGAUGAAUGAAGUUGCAUUAUAAGUACAUGGGAGGCCAGGCGCAGUGGCUCACGCCUGUAAUCCCAGCACUUCAGGAGGCCAAGGAAGGUGGAUCACAAGGUCAGGAGUUUGAGACCAGCCUGACCAACAUGGUAAAACCCGUUUCUACUAAAAAUACAAAAAUUAGCCAGGUGUGGUGGCACAUGCCUGUAAUCCCAGCUACUCAGGAGGCUGAGGCAGGAGAAUCACUUGAACCCAGGAGGCGGAGGUUGCAGUGAGCUGAGAUUGCAUCAUUCAUUGCACUCCAGCCUGGGCAACAGAGCAAGACUCUGCCUAAAAAAAAAAAAAAAAAGACAGUACAUGGGAUACUCUGGUUUCUCUUCAGAUCAUACAAAUCUCUCACCUUUUACUAAAGAUUUCUUCAGAGAGUAAUAAUUCUAAGUCUUAACCCAAUUUUUGAGGCCCUGCAUCUGCAAGGCUAGUAAGAAAGAAAAAAAAAAAAGUACAUGGGGUUCAUACUACUUUGUAGUUUUCGUUAAAUGAAACACUCUCACACAAAAGGUAUCUCCAGAAUUUACAAAAAUAUUUGGUACACAUUAGGUAAUCAAUAAACAUUUGUUAUAAAAAUAAAAUCCUGUUUACAACUAUGUAGUAAAGGAAAAGCAUACAGAAUGACAACCGAUAAAUUAAUGAAGUAGAACUACAUUUUUUCUCUUAUUUCCAAAAUGUUCUUAGUGCACAGGUUAUCUUAUAAUUUUUAAAACUAAAUGUUAAAAUAUUUGUUAGAGAUCAAGACAGUAAAAACUAAUUUAGUUCCUCAUUACUAUAGUUCCAUACUGACAAAUCUUUGAUUCUAACAGUCCCCAUUUAAGAGCUAACAAGUACCAGGUCAACAAGAGCUAAACUUAAUUCAAGAAUACUGAAACUUGAACUCACCAGCUUCUUUUGUGAAAUGGAAUAAUAACUGAUACCUUUGGGAGGGCUGAAUUUGUCUGUUUUUUUAAAUAUUUAUGUCUAUGGGUCACUCAGGUAUACGAAACACUUAAGACUAUCAUUUAUAACCCCAAGAUUAGGGUCUCUUCACAGAUCACUCUAACCUAAAAUUUUAUUAUCCUCAUUCUGAAAAUUGGCAUUAUUUGGUUUUCUUUCUCUACUAUUUUUCACUCAGCCACUAUUUCUGAUUCAGAUCACCUGUCAUCGAAGUUUAAAGAAGGGGAAACAGGAGACAGAAAUACACUGAACCAAAAAGAUUCAAAAGAGCAAGUGGAAUCUCUAAGAAUGGCUUCCAGCCACUGGAAUGAAACCACUACCUCUGUUUAUCAGUACCUUGGUUUUCAAGUUCAAAAAAUUUACCCUUUCCAUGACAACUGGAACACUGCCUGCUUUGUCAUCCUGCUUUUAUUUAUAUUUACAGUGGUAUCUUUAGUGGUGCUGGCUUUCCUUUAUGAAGUGCUUGACUGCUGCUGCUGUGUAAAAAACAAAACCGUGAAAGACUUGAAAAGUGAACCCAACCCUCUUAGAAGUAUGAUGGACAACAUCAGAAAACGUGAAACUGAAGUGGUCUAACACUCUAUAGAAGAUGAACAAAAUCUCUGAAAGCAGCUCAACCUCUUCUGAGAAAAAAAAUAUAUUCUGAGGCCAACUGUUGCUACAAAACAAAUUCUGACUGAAUGGUUAAAACAUUUCUAGUAGAAGGGGAAAAAAAAGUUAAACAUGCACUGUUUGUGUGUAUAGCCAUUUCAUUAAAUAUACAGUAAAACUUCAUGAAUGUGAAUUUACUAAUCUGUUUAAUACUGACACUUCAAAAACUGGAUAAAAGAUUCCUAGAGUUCAAUAUUAAGCAGCAAAAGAUAAGCUGGAAAAGACAAGCAAGGCUAAUGAUGCUAAAAUGAUUUUAUAACUAACCAAUUCAUGUAGACAAAAAAUAGUGUGUUGGUAACAAAAAGGCUAUUUAAAACAUGUUUCUAAGUCUGAAGUAAAAUACUUCCACUUAUAUAUAUAAAGUUCCUAUUUAUUAAAAAGUAGUAUUUUCU